Molecule: messenger RNA, 945 nt
Organism: Astyanax mexicanus (Mexican tetra)
Lineage: Eukaryota; Metazoa; Chordata; Actinopteri; Characiformes; Acestrorhamphidae
Product: CD209 antigen-like protein A
Exons: 5
Coding region: 45-668 (207 amino acids)
Molecular function (GO): signaling receptor activity
Source: RefSeq, a predicted model, not a curated record
CUGCUGUAUCUCACUGAGUCGCACUGCACUGUUACAGCAGCACCAUGAAGGAUUUUAGAGUGGAGCUCAGUGAAGACAUGCAGGUAGAUUCAAAAAUGAAUAAUAAAUAUAACAGGCAUGAGUUCAUGCAGCACCAGAGUAAUACUGCCAGGACCAACCAGCAGUCUCCAAGAAGAGGAAGUAAAUGCGGAGGCUGUAAAGUGGCUGCAGUGUGUCUGGGGCUGAUGUGUGUUCUCCUGCUGGUUGCCAUCACACUGCUGUGGUUUAGGAUUUGUGUGAAUAAAGAGAAUGAAGGGAUGCUUUCACAGAUGGAUGGAUGGACAUAUUUCCGCUCCAGUAUGUACUACCGCAGUUCUGAGAGAAAAACGUGGAGUGAGGCCAGACAGCACUGCAAAGAGAAAGGAGCAGACCUGGUGAUCAUAAACAGCGAGGAGGAACAGAAAUUCAUUGACAAACAAUUUGGCGAAGUUUGGAUUGGUCUGACUGACCACGGCAGCGAAGGUGUCUGGAAAUGGGUGGAUGGUUCAACUAUGACCAUUGGGUACUGGAGACGUGGAGAACCAAACAAUAAAGGAGAUGAGGACUGCGUUGUAACUAGCUGGAACUGGAAUGAUUUAACCUGUAAUACAGACAAACUCUGCGUUUGUGAGAGGAGACUUUUUAUAUGACUACAACAGACCUGCCCAUAAACACGCAUUUUGACCUUUGUGCCCCCCCCUCCCAUUCUGAAUUUGACUUCAUUACUCCAACAUUCUACAGUAAUAUCACUUAUCACUUAAUUUUUAUGAUUAAUGGUAUGAAAUUUGUUUUUUAUGGAUUUAAUGGAGCUAUUUGAUAACAGUUUGAUUUGCUGGUUUUAUAGAACUCUGAAUAUAGUUUAUGCACAACUGACUUCCCAUUACUCCAAAUUACUACUGUAAUAUCAUUCGAAACAUAAACCUUUAA